AGUCACAUGUACACGAAAAGCAGGUCACCCUCUGAACACUGGAUAGUGGCUGCUCUGCUGUGCCCAAGACGGGGUGUGUUCUUGUAGUUUGAGGAUUAAGAAAACGCUCGCAGGAUCUUGCUCGUCACAUCAACAUGGAGAUCUUGGGGCUAGUGGACGUCCCGCUGUAUCUGCUUCUGGCAGUGGCGGGGGCUGUGCUGCUCUAUAUAUAUGGAACCUGGAACUUCAAUUACUUCAAGAAUCGCGGCAUCCCUGGACCAACACCAUACCCCCUUGUUGGAAACAAAGGUUUCUUCCACAAAUUCAAAGAGUGGAACCGACAAUAUGGAAAUAUAUACGGGGUAUUUUUGGGACAAAAGCCAGCUUUAGUUAUAUCUGAUCUGGACAUUCUGAAGGAAGUGUUUGUCAAGAGCUUCAACACUUUCAGGAACCGGAUGAAAUUCAAACUCGUGCCUUUCCCAUUCAAUUUGGGUGUGUUCUUCUUGGAAGAUUCCCACUGGAAGAGAGUGAGAAGCAUAAUCACCCCCAGCUUCAGCGGCGGCAAACUGAGAAAGAUGUGUGCUGCUAUCAACGACUGCGCAACGACUCUUUCAAGUAACUUCUCUAAAGUCGUCGGGAGAAAAGAAGGGGUUACUAUGAAGGAAUACUUUGGAGCUUUCACUAUGGACGUGAUUUCAAGGACUGCCUUUGGUAUAAAAGUAGAUUCUCAGAACGAUUUCAACAACCCAUUCGUCGCUCAUGCUAAGCUGAUGUUUGGACAAGCAGGGCCAAGAAGACUACUACCACUGCUAGCAAGUUUCUGUCCCCCACUUGUUUGGAUCAUCACGAAGCUGGGGGGUGGAUUCUUUCCAAAACACGUCAUAAACUUUUUUCAAACGAAUAUUACGGAUAUGAUCAAACAACGACAGAGCGACACAAAAGAGCGUCGAGAGCAGAGAGUCGACUUCCUGCAACUCUUGGUGGACGCUGAGAUAGAGGCAGAUAGAGACGAAAACGGUCACGCAGCCAAUGGUCAGAUCCCAGAGAAACAUUCAGUCAGACGUCUAACAACAGAUGAAAUAGUUGGCCAAGGGAUUCUGUUUUUCAUUGCUGGAUACGAAACAACUGCUUCGACACUGACUUUUGCGUCGCACAGUCUCGCCAUGAACCCGAAUGUACAGGAGAAGGCGUAUAAUGAAAUCAAAGAAAUGCUUGGAAAUGAGGAACCCAACUACGACAACAUAGGGAAACUGAAGUAUCUGGACAAAGUCAUCACAGAGACGCUCAGGCUCUACCCACCAGUUAUUGCGUUACAUCGCAGAGCUUCUGAGACUAUUCAGAUCCAAGACUUGACAAUCCCUGAGGGACAAACCAUCUUUAUCCCAACAUUCGCACUACAAAGAGACCCCCAGCUCUUCCAGGACCCAGAGACCUUCAAACCAGAAAGACAUGAUGAAAAGUCCAAUCCGCUGUCCUUCCUGGCUUUCGGAUAUGGUCCUAGAAUCUGUAUUGGGAUGCGGCUUGCUCUGGUGGAGGCUAAAAUAGCCCUGGUUCAUGUUCUGAGAACUGUGAAGUUUGAACGAAUGCCCGACACACAGGAAGUAUUGACGUUUAAGGUGGCCAACUUUCUUCAGCCAGAAAAGGACAUCAGACUGAAAAUAUCUCCCAGGUGCUGAGCAAGGCGGAAUGCACCAGCAGCUCAUGUAAUACUACUACUACUGCGACUACUACUACUACUACUACUACUACCACUACUACUACUACUACUCCUACUAUUAAUAAUAAAGGAGAGUAACCUUUUGGAUCACUUACAAAUCUGUAUCUUGAAGAGGGGACACUGGUGGCCCAGUCGCUUAACCCGCUGCAAGUUUCUGUGAAAAGUUGUCGCACUCAGAAAUCCCAGAAACUUAUGUUUGUAAACGUCUAAGACCUGAAUUACCUCGGGCGUUCCUCUCACAUCAAGCUGAAACACAGUGAUAUAUAAUUAAACUACUGUUUAAAGAGGCGCUACGCCAAACUCAUUCAAGCUUCCUAACUACUUUCGCUAUUCAGGCAUACAUGUGAAAUGAUCAUUGUUGAAUCAAGACAUUCUGAAAUACCUCAGUGAUUGUGUAACUUGUGAUGUGUAUAAUUACAAUGCUGUGUCCGAAUUGUUGAUGCCAAUUGGCAUGGUUCUAAGACCACUACGCUGACGGUGACGUUGAGUCAAUAACGGAACUCUUGCAUCGCAAAACAUCUUUAGACAAACGAUGCAUCAUGAUGUAAGGGUUGCCAUGGAUUCCAAUGUUGUUUCAGGCAGUUUCAAAGGCCCGAAGGAGUUCUUACAGGUGACUACGAUGCAUUUGACCUGCUGAUGGUCUUGCCGUGCUGACGUCGCUCCCGGUCGACCACUGCGGGGACUGUCGUUGGUGACGUCAGUUGCAUUAAACCUCGCCUGGAGGGGACAGGUUGGCAGACACAAUGUUAAACCCGUUUGCAACCCUCCGAGCACUUUGGCCUACUUCAUUCUGACCGAUAGAUAUCUCUCUAUCAUGUGUUCUCAAACAUCAAGUGCGGUUCUAAAUUCAUAUGAAACACAUUUUAUGACGUUUUAGUGGUUCUUUUGGUGACCAUUUGGUAGACCGUCUAUGCUGACGGUGACGUGAUUUGUAUUUCGCUCUGACCGUUUGGACGACACAAUACCAAUUAUGUUUUCUCAAAAAUUCAGUGCGGUUCUAUGUUCUAUGCAGUGUUGUUGGUAGCCAUUUACAUCAAUGUUUUAUGACAACAAUUUAGAAGAGAACUCUAUUAGAUUAAUUCUGCGAUAACAUGUUAUUUCCUUGAUAUUUAAUUUUCAUUUGUGUGUGUGUGUUUCCAAAACCUUAAACAAUAUAACAAAAUUAACAAAAACUAUUUAGGGUCAAUAAAAUUCUGUAUCAAUCAUUUAGAUAUCAUUAUAUAGAAAAGCAACUUAAGCAAAACUAUUCUUGAAAUCUACGAGUCAGGUGUGGCUCGCGAAAUAAUACACGUUGGUCAAGUAACAAAAAUGGCUCUUUGCGAAAUGAACAGUCUCGAAUGGCGAGGAAAAUAAGAAAUUCACAGUUUAUGUGUGUGUGUGUGUGUGUGUGUGUGUGUGUGUGUGUGUGUGUGUGUGUGUGUGUGUGUGUGUGUGUGUGUGUGUGUGUGUGUGUGUGUGUCCCUGCUUUUGUUUCUGACAUUUAUUGAUUCAAAGAAAUAAUUGAAGGAUUUUAUUAAUAUAUCAUGGUAUAACAACAAUUGAUGUCACAUAAUGUCUAAUAAUCAUAAAUGUGUGUGUAUGCUAGUGCCUGUGUACUGUAUUGUAUGAUAAUAAUGUACUUAAUAAUGUAAAUGAUACAUUUAAAUAACUAUGAUUGUAAAAAGUCUUGGUUUACGUAUAAGUAUAUGUGUACAAUGUUGAAUAAACUCAAUAAUAUUAUCUUUA
Molecule: messenger RNA, 3421 nt
Organism: Haliotis rufescens (red abalone)
Lineage: Eukaryota; Metazoa; Mollusca; Gastropoda; Lepetellida; Haliotidae
Product: cytochrome P450 3A5-like
Exons: 14
Coding region: 135-1655 (506 amino acids)
Molecular function (GO): oxidoreductase activity, acting on paired donors, with incorporation or reduction of molecular oxygen; steroid hydroxylase activity; iron ion binding
Source: RefSeq, a predicted model, not a curated record